CCCUCGUUUCCCGCUUUAGGGAGGCCAAAGAAAGAGCCGAAGAAAGCCGAGGGGCUUCUCGCGGGGGGGGUGGUGGUGUUCUGGGCCCUCCUCCGCAGGCCACGGGCGCCCGGCCUUGCCUCCUGCAAGCCGAUUAGAAGGUAGGACUUUAGAAAAGUUGGGCAUCUUCCCGUUCCGGCUGCUCUGCCCCUGCCUGGAUGGAUGCUGCCUUGCAAACUCCGUGAGUCCUACGCCCAGAUUCCGUCCCUGGGAUCAGACCCCAGCUCCGGCCAUGGCUUCGGCGCUCCCCCCGGCGGUGCCCGUUUUCCAGUUCCGCCCCCGGCAGACCAGCCCGGACUGGCGGCGGCUGAGCGCGGUGGACGCGGGCCGGGUGGCGGCCGAGCUGGACGUGGCGGCGCUGCAGGAGCACCUGGAGCACGUCACCUUCUGCAGCGCCGAGCGGGAGCGCUGCCCGCAUUGCCAGGCGCCCGCCGACCCGCUGCUGCUCAAGCUCUUCCGCCUGGCCCAGCUCUGCCUCGAGUACCUCCUCCACUCGCAGGACCACCUCAGCGCCCAGCUCCGCGUCCUCCAGGGGCUCCUGCGCGCCGCCGACGCCCACCGCGACCAGCUGGCCAAGGACCUGGUCUCCAAGGACCACCUGGUGCGCGCCCUCAAGGACGAGUGCAAGCGCCGCAGGAAGAUGAUCAGCACCCAGCAGAUGAUGCUCCAAGCCGGGGCCGCCUGUCACCAGUGUCAAUUCUGUGAAAAAAGUUUUAUGAACUAUUCCUUCCUGCACAAUCAUUUACAGCGUCGCCACUCCGAAGAAUCACAUAAUGCAGGUCAGAAAAAGAAAGCACAGACAGAUAAAGUACAGGAGGAGAUUGACAAGCUGAAGGAACAGUUACAGCUCACCAGGUCUCAGUUAGAAGCCGAGCAGCACGCACAUAUGGCCAAAUUGGCUAAGGAACACGAGGAGCACAGGUCAAAAGAAGAGGAGAUUCGGCACUUGUUCCACAAAUGGAAAGAGGAGGAAAAAGAAAAACUGUCUACUGAGCUAGAGAAAGUAAAAGAGAUGUUUAUGAAGGAGUUUAAAGAGCUAACUUCAAAGAAUACAGAAUUAGAAAACCAUCUGAUAGAAUUACAGCAGUCCAACAAACACUUGAAAUCCAAUUUAGGCACAUUAAAAGACAGUUAUGAAUCUACAGAAGAGAAACCUCGGAAUGCUGCCGACGACCAGAAUGUAAUUCAACUUCUUGAAAGACAGGAAACUAAAUGGGCUUCUAAAGUACAGAAUCUUCAAGAGGAACAUGAGAAUGAAAAACACCAGCUUCUGUCUCAAAUUGAGAAGCUCAAGGCAUCAUUGACUGAGGACUUGAAUGCAAGCAAUGCCUUCUAUAAGAAGAGGAUAGAAGAACUGGGGCAGAGGCUUCAAGAGCAGAAUGAUCUUAUUAUCACACAGAAACACCAGAUACAAAAAUUGGCUACCAAGUCAAUAGAAAGCAUCAAGCUGUUUGAUGCAAAAGCUUCAGCUCAGAAUGUUGUCCCAGCUAAAUCGAGUCUGCCAUCUGUGCAUGAACAGGCCCUUUUGGUGCACAUGCUGGAGCCCAUAGAGGAGCUUCCAGAGGAUGAAAAAGAAACAGAGAAAAGUGAGACCAAAGUAGGGAAGAAUAAACAGCAGAUUAUAAACACUCUGAAGAAUAAUCCUUCUUUAACCAAAGAGCUGAGAGCGGUAUUGGAACAGACCCUAACAGAGAAGCUGGAAUCCCUGGGAAUAAAAUCAGGAGUUCAUGGUAUUCCUAGUGAUCAUUUGACCAGAGUCUUAAUGUCUGUGGAAUCUGCUCGAGAAGAGAGAAAGAAAGAAGUCCCGAACAUUCAGCAUAUUCGAGAGGAACUGGAACGGCAGGUUAGCUUCAGAGUGGCAGAACGAGCAUCUUGCAGCCGGGUUUUUUCCAGCCCUCAACUGUCUUCACAAGUGAGGCAAAAGACCAAUCAUAUAGGAGGUUCAUUAUCCACAGUGUUACCCAAACCAGCAAAACGCUCAUUUGCAAAGCGCCUGACUGUACAAAGAACAAUUGUUGCUGAAAACACUUCUACACCAAAAGCCAAGAAGAGUGUUUUGGGGGAUAACAUUUGCAGAAAAUCCCUUAGUAUUGCAACACCACCAUUUAGUUCAGAGGAUGAAAUGGAAGAUGAUGACAUCAUGCAGUCGUACAUCUCACCAGAAUUAUCACAGCCUAGAGCAUCUGUGAAUGGCAGUAAGAAUGCUUUGGCAAGACCAGCAAGCCAGAGUGAUGCGAACUCACUGGAAGAAGAUGAAGUGGAGGAAAUCACGGGAAAUCUGAAGUCUUCACAAGGCGCCCUGAUUCAGAAGGGGGCUGAACAAGUGGGAAGGACUACUUUGUGCCAAGGAAAAGAAAGCCAGACGUCCAGAGGAAUUACUGUUGCCCCAACGUUUGUUCAGAAGACCACUCAGGGAGUAAAGUUCACAGGAGUUGUGGAUGAGGAUGACUGGGAUUUGUCAUCUCUGGAAGAGGAAAACCCCUUGCUAGCCAAAGAUGAGAAAGUUAAAAAUGGAGCUGCCAUUAAAAAGGAUAGUUCAAAUACUGUAUCUAUGGCCCAUCCUGUGGGAAAACUAACCAAGAAGGAAGGUAUUCAAGAUGCAGAUACAACAAGCACCUUGAAAAGCAGCUUAGUCACUGUCACAGACUGGAGUGACUCUUCAGAUAUCUGAUUGUCCAUCUUUGAAAUGGGAUCUGUUCUAUAACAACCUGAUUCUUGUUAACUUUUCAUGUGCAUUAACAAGGAACUUUUAUUUACAAACCUCUGACGUCUUCAAUUUCUGUCUGACUGGGUGCAAGAUUAGUUUGUGCAAGAUUAGUUAAAUAGUUCUAGCUAGUUCUCCACCUUCAAGAAAAUAGUGUUCAUCAAUAAAACAGUAUUACCUAACCCAGUAUUUUAUGUAAUUAAAAAACAAAAUAAAAAACACAGCUUUGUACUAAACUUUAUAUAAAAUGUGAGCAUUUUAAAUAAAGUUAUUUCUUUUCA
This is a messenger RNA of Sphaerodactylus townsendi, 3024 nucleotides long. RefSeq names its product DAZ interacting zinc finger protein 1 (gene DZIP1). Gene Ontology annotation, biological process: cilium assembly. Bases 272 to 2710 code for a protein of 812 amino acids. NCBI's taxonomy places the organism in Eukaryota, Metazoa, Chordata, Lepidosauria, Squamata, Sphaerodactylidae. The transcript has 19 exons. The record is from RefSeq and is a predicted model, not a curated record. Gene Ontology annotation, cellular component: ciliary basal body; cytoplasm.